Pocillopora verrucosa is the source of this 3251-nucleotide messenger RNA. Its product is annotated as adhesion G-protein coupled receptor D1. Lineage: Eukaryota; Metazoa; Cnidaria; Anthozoa; Scleractinia; Pocilloporidae. Gene Ontology annotation, biological process: adenylate cyclase-activating G protein-coupled receptor signaling pathway; cell surface receptor signaling pathway. The record is from RefSeq and is a predicted model, not a curated record. Gene Ontology annotation, cellular component: plasma membrane. Gene Ontology annotation, molecular function: G protein-coupled receptor activity.
AAUGAAUCAGUAUUCACGUGCGAUAUCAAGCAGAACACAUUUUAACCGCGCGCUCAAGGCCAUGUAUUGACACGCACCCACUUUUGAAGGUUAUCAGCUUGUUCUUGAAUAGUCUUUAUCCAGGAGGAAAAAGAGGUACAAAUCAUCUUUAUGCCGUUAUUUUAUAGUGAGUGAUCAUGGAACAGCUGAGCAAUAACUUAUGACAAGUAAAUAAUAACGAGGAUAAAGAGUCAGGAAACGCUCAGCAAGAACAAUGAUCUGAACAGCGCGGCUGCAUCUGAUUGGAUAAAACCACGAGAAUAUGUUCAAAAACUCCUGCAGAUAUCCGCAGUAGAGUUCGUGCCUCAGUAUGUGGGUAGCGUUUGGGUUUGUCCUCGUCUCAUAUGUAGCAGGCUACACAGAGGCAAGUGAGUACAGUAUACAUGAUGCAAAGACCCUCUGGUCAGCAGCUGCCGAGAACUGCAAGCGGAAUGCUUCACUAUUGGCUGUUCUUGAUUCUCAGUACAAACUCGACCAGCUGGCUAAUCGUCUUCCGUCUCAAGGAAACAAUAGUAAAAAUAAGUAUUGGAUCGGACUUGUUUACAAUGGAUCGACGGAACAAUUAUUUUGGAGUUCUGGUGUUGUUGCUGACAAAGUAUUAAUAACCAACUCUAGCUGCAGAAAACACCCGACAGCGCUUAAACAAAAGGACUUGUGUUACUUGGUGAAGAAGGGUCACUCUAUUUGCUUUGAAAAGCAAGAAUGCAACAAGAACCAUCGGUAUGGUUACAUUUGCCAACCAGUUACCAACAGAGUAUCGCCCACCACCUCAAGUAGUCCAGCACCAACAGUCCAAGGUACCACUUCAAGGCAUAAUACAGCAGCGAAAUUUAAUGUCUCUGUAGGCCUUAAAAAUCCGCUGUCGAAGUUUUCUUCCGUCAUGAGUUCCCUCAAUCCAAAAGAUCCAUUUUCUUUAAAGCUUGCGACAAAUGCAUUUAGAGGCUUUGCCGAGUCCUUAAAGUCAAACCGCGAUAAAAGAGGGAGGAAAGUUAAUUUGAUUUAUUCCACUCAACUUAUUGAAGAGUUUGCAUUAAGAUACGCGUCCUUCAACUUGAAUUCAACCAGGAAUGAAGAGAGGACCGAAAACGAACACAUAGUCUUACAAGUAUCCUUAGUACCAAAGGGUUAUCGUCAAAAUUUCACAUUUACAGGAGCGAAGGGCCUGGACGAAGAAACAAGAAUUACUCUUCCUUCUUUUUUAUUUCAAACCAAGGAGACUAUUGCGGUUAAUGUGUUAUACAGAGAUCUCCAUGAAUUUCUCGACAACUUGGGCUCCAGGGAAGGUAAAAUUCACUCCAUGAUCCUGGGAAGUGACGUUGGACCAUCUAAACAGAAAAUUUUCACAGAAAACGUCACAAUCGUUUUCCACACUUUGGAGGAAAAGGGAAAGUACAAGAAAUCAAGGCUAGAUUGUGUAUUCUGGCAGUGGAAUAAUUCCCUUCCAGCUAAUGGAAGUUGGUCAGGCGAUGGUUGUUCACUGGUGAAAUCAAAUACGACCCACGUGGUUUGCACGUGUAACCAUUUGACGAAUUUCGCUAUUUUAAUAAACAUCGAGAAACAAGAGUUUCCAGAGGAACACAAGAAAGCCCUUUCCUAUAUGACAUACAUAGGAGUUGGCAUUUCAUUGCUCGGCGAAACAGUUACUUUUAUAGCAUAUUUCUUACUUCUAUGUUCCAGUCAUGAUCAACAAAGUCAUGUGCAUAUAAACUUGGUUGCCACCUUAGCUGUUGCUCAGAGUAUAUUUUUGGCGGGAAUCAACGCCACUCAUAAUCAGGUACUUUGUAUAACUGUUGCUGCUCUGAUUCAUUACUUCUAUUUGUCAUCCUUCUGUUGGAUGCUAAUAGAAGGUGUUAUGCUUUAUCUACUGAUCAUAGAAGUCUACAAUACUGAGCUCAGAUUGCGUCUCUGUUAUCUGUUUUCUCUGGGCUUUCCAAGUCUUGUUGUUGGAGGAACCCUGAUAUUUGCUUCUUUAAACGAGCCGGGUAUAGACCAGUACAUAAACAAAAAUUGGUGCUGGCUUUCAACAGAGAAUUAUUAUAUAUGGUCGUUCGCUGGACCAGUAGUAGUUAUAAGUUUUGUGAAUAUGGUUGUGUUUUGCAUUGUUGUAAAAGAAAUGGUGAACAUGACGAGCAUGCAGUCAAAUAAAUUAAGCCGAGUCAAGACAACCGUAAAGGCUUGCAUUGUGUUGUUUCCUCUGUUGGGGGUCACGUGGCUCUUUGGGUUAUUGAGUAUGAUAAAUUCCAGUGUUACGUCACAGUACAUCUUCACUUUACUUAACUCUCUUCAGGGAUUGAUGAUUUUCAUUUUUCACUGUGCGAGAAAUACUGAGGUUAAACUUGUAUGGAGCAACAAGUUACAAAGGAUGAAGAAACGAGCUUGUCACUUUUUUAGAAUCCAAGGCCCUUCCCAAACCAACGUAAGCGGAGAAAACAUUUCAGACAAAAAUAAACCUUCUGAAGUAGAACUUAGCAGAAGGAAAAGCAAGAUCGCUCCUGCUGAUGGAUAGGACAAACAAUCACGAGCGAUCACGUUCACGCAAACAUAUCAUCACGUCCAAGGUGAAACUUCCAGGAAGGAACGACAAAAAUUACUUUAAUUAAUCGAUAUGAGGAGGUAUCAUAAUCACAACCAAGUUUCUUCAUGACAGCAGUGACUUUGAUUUUGAACGAGCGUGCUGGAGACGAAUUUUUUUUGUUCACCUAAGAUAAACCACAUCAAGACAUUUAAUGCAAAGCAAAUACUUCAUGAUAGGAACAAUUUUAUCUUGGAAAAUGAUGAAGUCUUGGACAAAACUGACUAAUCGCCAUAAUCAUCUGUCUAAUCAACUCCCAGGUCACGUACGUCGAUAAUUUACAUAUUGUAAGCUAAGGCAAAAUGUAUUACCUUGAAAAGGAAUCUUUUGUUUUGGAAUAUAGAUAUGUAGUAUAAGUUAUAAAUCAUAACAUUUUAAUUUUCCGAGAAAUUUUCGUUUAUGGAGAACAAAAUCGAAGGAAAAUAGUAAAUUAGUAAAAGGAAGUGAUUCUGUAAGCUAAUCGCCUGGGUAUUGAUAUUGAGAGUUCAAUCAAUUAUUUGAAAAUUUAUUCACAAAUAGCCUCAGUAAUAAUGAUUAGUUGGAAUCAAUUCUCGGAUAUGUUUUCACAUAGGAAGUCUCAAGUCUCUCUGAAAAAACAAAGAAUAUUACCUAGUUUAAAACAUGUCGAUCUAAUUGAUAA